AUGAAGUCGAUCGAGCUGAUUGAUAUCGAAUCAAUUGCAAGCGACAGGGCGGGUAUAACGCGGGAAGAUGGGGUAAUAGAGCUGUUAUCGGAGGCAGAUGAAGCACUUGGAAGGCGACCGUAUCCUUCUUCGCCGACUAUUCGCAGCACAGAGGCCAAUAUUGACGAGAGCAUCGGGAAUAGGCAGUUGUGGUUACAGUCCAUCGAAUUGAACGGCGAAUUCCAAGAAGACGAUUCCGAGGAGGUGGAAGAGACUAUCGGCAAGAAACCUGACGACGCACUGGUGUGUUCCGAUGCGUGUUCCGCGCCGGAUGUGUCUAUACAGGAGCUUCUGCAGACAUUUACGCCUCCCAAGCCACAUGCCGGGCGUGUAAUGAAGGCAGGGGCGGGCCCAGUGCGAGGGAGUUCAAGACAGACAAGCAGCAAGCUACAAACAAAAGAUGUGCUGCAAGAUAUCCUAGUUGAACUGGAUGAUAACUUGUCGAGCUGGGACACCCCCAGCACUAGCGGUAUACGAAGCCCUGAGACGGUGGCUACUCUUGCAGCAAAAUGGGCCAACAAAACGGAGAAAACCAGCGGCAAGCCAUUAUAUGGCAGGCCUCGAUCAUCUGGCAACCGCGGCAAUAUUCUGCUUAAGCGUACGCUUGCGAAUAGGAAUAAUAUACUUUCUAGCGAGCUUGGUGGGGAGUCCUCACCAUCACUGCAGGCCCUGACAACGCCGCUCCCUGCCAAGAGCAAUGAUGGAGACAAGAACCAGACUACAAAUGUGAUGACAACUGGGGGGUUUCGACUUGGGACUAUGGAGAAGCAAACACUGAAUGGCUCUGCAUGUGUCGACAGAAUACAACAGGUUCCUGUGUCCAGUCCAGAGUCAGUGAGUUUCUUAGAGGGCCUAUCUGAUAUCCCUAUUAGUAAACCAGUUCAAUUAACGCAGCGAUGUAUAGCUGCUACCAAUACGGGAUAUACGAAAGACAACUGCGCCAGUACUCCUAGAUCGGCUGCCGCUGUCGAAUAUCUCGAGCCAAUUGAUACAGACACGUCUAUUUUAUCUACUGCUGGCGAAGCCCUGCCACAUUCUCCGGUGAAGCCCUCGAAAGUGAGCCGCGAAAGGAGCAAAAGAGACUAUAUCGUUCACUCAAAGGCAUUUACAGCAGAAGAGUCGAAAGCCAAAAUCAGGCAACUUAUGUCGAACACUGCCCUCAAGAAACAAUUCAACGAAGUAAAUAAGGUGACCAGAGAGAAGCAAUCAUUGCUAGCUGAAAUCGUGCUAAGCAUUAAUGAACAAGUACAUCAAUACUUGUUAGAACAGAAGGUACCGAUAGCAGAGGUUCUUGGCCCGACAACCGUCAUCCAUAAUUUCGAGAGCGUACCUAUUAUAAGAUUCAAACGGAAAUGUACAUCGAUGUAUGAUUUAAACAAUGACAUAUACUAUCCCUGUGAGACAACUAUGUGUAACGAACCGAUAUGUCUACUGUUUUACAAUGCGGUUGACUUCUUUACAAAGUACAAAAACCAAAAACAACGGCUGUACUCCGAAGUUCAAGAUUUAAAACGUGCUGGAAAUAAGGUGAUUAUCAUUCUGAAUGAAUAUUCGCGAUUAGAGAAGUCUCUUGCGGAACUAGAGAAUAGAUGCAUGCGCUCUCGCGUUGAGCAGCAGUUGACAGGCGAUAAAAGCCCCAGAAGAAAGACCGUAAAAGAAGUGCAACUUACCGCGCUUGAAAUGAAUUCUAAGGACUUGGGCCGGAAGGUAAACGAAAUGAUCAUAAAAUGUGAUAUAGAUAUAUUUCCGAUUAACAGCGCUGCCUCUUUUGCGAACUGGAUCAGCAACUUGGUCUGGGUGGUCGCUAAAAUGAGGUACGAUCCGAUGAUGAAGAAUGUCAAUUGGUCUCACAUAAAUGUUAAGAUAGGGAAGACUCCCACUGAGGUGCUUUCCAAGACCCUGCAACAGAUUAACGGUGUCACUGAAAUCCGUGCAGGCAGGGUCACCAGCACUUACCCAUCGUUCCAACAGAUUUUUACGGACUUUGAGAAGGGGUACCUCGUCGCGGGUAAAGACGGUAAUCCGCUCAUGACGAAAGUCGCCGAGAAAGCGAUGAACGCCCUUCUCAUGUCAGAAGAUCCCGAGGAGCAGAUAUAUAUAAACUAG
This is a messenger RNA of Eremothecium gossypii ATCC 10895, 2145 nucleotides long. It is a transcript of the gene MMS4, whose product is annotated as Mms4p. Gene Ontology annotation, molecular function: nuclease activity; DNA binding. The record is from RefSeq and is marked provisional. The coding region runs from base 1 to 2145 and encodes 714 amino acids. Gene Ontology annotation, biological process: resolution of meiotic recombination intermediates; mitotic intra-S DNA damage checkpoint signaling; replication fork processing. Lineage: Eukaryota; Fungi; Ascomycota; Saccharomycetes; Saccharomycetales; Saccharomycetaceae. The transcript has a single exon. Gene Ontology annotation, cellular component: nucleus; Holliday junction resolvase complex.